Acanthoscelides obtectus is the source of this 571-nucleotide messenger RNA. The record is from the annotation of a GenBank genome assembly. NCBI's taxonomy places the organism in Eukaryota, Metazoa, Arthropoda, Insecta, Coleoptera, Chrysomelidae.
CCUUGAUGUGGCAGUUCGCCCAUAAAACGUUUCACUCCCCUGGUAUAAGGACACACAACUUGAACAGGAGCUUGCCAGCUCUGGAAAAUCAGUGUUCCAUGUUCUUUGCUCCCACUGCUCCGUGACCUUCGACCUUCGACCAUUUUUUUAUAGGGAAAAACGAAAGAUUACGUAAAUAGUUUUUUGGCUUCAAUUUUGAGAGUUCCGAAAAAAUGUUCUUCGAAAAGCUUUUUGCAAAACUUCCUUCGGUCAAAGCCCAGGAAGAAGAGGAGCUGGUAGAUCCGCAGGACGUUUUGAGGGAGAAAUGCAGGGAUACUGAACACUGCAAACACUUAGCUGAAAAAUAUCAAGCCUGCAACGAUAGGGUCAACUCCAGAUCACAAACAACAGAAACUUGUGUAGAAGAACUUUUUGAUUUAUUGCAUGCUGUUGAUCACUGUGUUACCAAAGAUUUGAUGAGCAAAUUAAAGCACAGCCUGGAGCUUGUUCAACCUUUUUUGAGUGCAAGAAGGGGCCAAUACUGAUCUGCUAUAGUUUUUAAAGGUUAAAUUUGUGCUGAAUUAAAUGGGAC